AUGUUUUUUCCAGUCACAGCCAACAAAAACCUCAUUCUGUCUGAAGAUAACAGAAAGGUGACAUAUGUGGAAGAGUAUCAGGCAUAUCCUGAUCAUCCCGAGAGAUUUGAAAGGCAUCCUCAAGUUCUGAGUAGAGAGAGUCUGUCUGGACGCUGUUACUGGGAGGCUGAAUGGAGUGGACAGGCUGAGAUGUCAGUGGCAUAUAAAGGAAUCAGCAGGAAAGGAAAGAGUAGAGACUGUUUGCUUGGAUUCAAUAAUAACUCCUGGUGUCUGUCCUGCAUUAAUGACACAUUCUGUGUCUGGUACAAUUAUUAUGCCACUGACACAGAUGUCCCUUUAAGCUCUUUAAAUAGAGUAGCAGUGUAUGUGGAUGUGUCAGCCGGCAUUCUGUCCUUCUACAGCGUGUCUGACACUCACAAACUCACACACAUACAUACAUUCAACAACACAUUCACUGAACCUCUCUAUGCUGGAUUUGGGCUUUUAACUUACGCAUUUAACUCCACAGUGUCUUUGUGUCAGUCUGAAAACCCUGUGGGCAACAACAUAGAUGUGACAUGCACACGUGAAUGAAACAAAUACUCUCACUUUAUAUACCUUUAACAUACACAUGCAGAUAUACUAAUUUAAAUUAAAUUAUUUUUUAUCUUUGCACAAUAUCUGAUUAAAAAUUUAGAUAAUUCGUUUCUUGAACAAGGAAUCGGUAUGAUUUUACUUUCAGAUUUGCGUUGAAUAACGGCCUGAUCUUCGUGUCUUUUACAGGUUUAUUUGUCUCAAAUCUUAAAUCUAAAAACAAAAACAAAAAAACAAAGUAGUUUAUGGCACAGCCCUGUUAGUGCUGAUAGUGAUCAGGGUCGAUUGGUCAAUGUGGGGCUGAUGGGUCAAUUUGAGUAUCUCAGGUACAUAUUCACAAUGUUUAAAUAUGAGAAUCUUGAAGUACUACUAAAUUAUUAUUUUAAUGCAUUUUUUGUUCUUAUUCAGAAAAAUGCUUGUUCUGGAGUACUUAAUUCUGGGGUUGGUUUUAAAUAUUGUAAUCGGUGUGGAACAUACGGUUAGAAUGCAGUUAAGAUGCAGAUUUUUCUUAAACUCAUUCUUUCACUUGGGCUGUGUAUAUUGUAGUUAAAACAAUUGUGUUUAUUCCAGUAUCUGUGGUUUUGUUAGUGUAUGUGUGUACUUGUAAUUUUUGUCACCCACCCCUUUUUCCUUUAACCUUUUCGCUCAUACAGUUUUUUUUUUAGAAUUUUUAGAAUGACAUUUCAGUUUCCAUGGUGACACAUGGAGCUGAAAGGGGCACUUGCUGAAUGUGGCCAGGAGAAUAUAUUUUAAUUUUAUUUUUGAUAAUUUGAAGUCUUUAAAUAUGCAAACCA
Cyprinus carpio (common carp) is the source of this 1367-nucleotide messenger RNA. Its product is annotated as tripartite motif-containing protein 16-like protein. NCBI's taxonomy places the organism in Eukaryota, Metazoa, Chordata, Actinopteri, Cypriniformes, Cyprinidae. The transcript has 2 exons. Bases 1 to 573 code for a protein of 190 amino acids. Gene Ontology annotation, molecular function: protein binding. The record is from RefSeq and is a predicted model, not a curated record.